AUGCAUUUUAUUUCCCGAAGAUCUUCAAAAGUACUCCAAUCUAAUUGGCUGGAGAUUGGAGCUCGGAAAGGCGGUGCGUGUAUGUCACUACAGGCAUUUGACGAUGUCCGGCACGACAAGAACAGUUUUUUACAAGAUGCCGGUGGUGUCAGGGAUUACAAAAUGUAUGGGUGCAGCACGCGUCCAUGCAUGCAGAUGUGCAUUAAGGCGUCCACCAAUAAUGAACAUGAUAAAGAAAAUUUGAUGUAA
Messenger RNA from Saccharomyces kudriavzevii IFO 1802, 249 nucleotides. RefSeq lists its product as uncharacterized. The transcript has a single exon. NCBI's taxonomy places the organism in Eukaryota, Fungi, Ascomycota, Saccharomycetes, Saccharomycetales, Saccharomycetaceae. The record is from RefSeq and is a predicted model, not a curated record. Bases 1 to 249 code for a protein of 82 amino acids.